CCCCUGAUGCCUCCUCCAGGCCCCUGAUGUCUCGUCCAGGCCCCUGAUGUCUCUUCCAGGCCCCUGAUGCCUUCUCCAGGCCCCUCAUGUCUCUUCCAGGCCCCUGAUGUCUCUUCCAGUCCCCUGAUGCCUCCUCCAGGCCCCUGAUGCCUCUUCCAGGCCCCUGAUGCCUCCUCCAGGCCCUCCUCUGUCCUCCAGGCCCCUGAUGCCUCUUCCAGGCCCCUGAUGCCUCCUCCAGGCCCUCCUCUGUCUUCCAGGCCCCUGAUGCCUCCUCCAGGCCCCUGAUGUCUCGUCCAGGCCCCUGAUGCUGUCUCAUCUUCCUGUACUUGAGAUGCAACAUAUCUAGGUUAUUCCUUCGAACACGUAAACAUGUGUAUAUAUACGGAAAAAACAUGAUCUAUUUUUGUGAUGUUGUUUUUUUGUAUUGGGUAUUAAAAUGAUUACAUGCUUAUGAGUUGGUGGCGACUUUGCUUCUUUUUGGUGAUUGGUGGUGAACGAAUUCAAGCAUUGAGAAAGCCAAAGACCUUCAAUCAGUGGACACGUAACAUUGUAUUAAUGAAUCCCGUGCCAUGAUCGGUCUUUCAGUAACCACACGCAGACACACACGCAUGCACAGUUUUAUUGUUUACUUUUUUACAUUUUAUGAGAAAACUAGAAAAACUUUUAUUUUCAAUCUAUAGUUUUAAAAAAACUAUCCAUAACUAUUAAUUUCUCCACCUAACACAUUGUUUGGCCUGAUAAUGAGCAGCUUUGGUUUACCUCAGCCAGUCAUAUUUAUAGUCUAUUUUCUACUGCGCCACUUUUAUUAAUAAAUGUAAAUGCUGCCAUCUGCUGGCAUUGAAAAUAAAUGACGAUGUUAAAGUUCCUCUUCCGACCACGCGGCGGAGGCGCAGGAACCUCCUCUCUCGCCGUAAAUAAAUGCCGGAACUUUAUUAGUCACCCGGUUAAGUAACAUGUCAAACAUGGGCGCACGGGUUUCGCGUAUGUUUAGGAAUUUUAAUCUAGAAAACCGCGUUAUCCGUGAGAUAUCCAAGGAGAAACCUCACGUCGCACCGAGACACAAGACCCCGGUCCUACCUCCAGUCAGCAGCUCAGACGCGGCCGGUGACUCGGAGGUCAUCCACGGGAAGAAUGAGCCGCUGGUGUCGCUCCUGAAGACCGUGUGGGUCCAGUCCGAGGACCCGCUGCCCGCAGAGCCGGUGCCCGGGCCCCCGGCCCUCCCAGUGGAGCGCCGCCCCCUGAAGUUCAGCCUGCCGGGGCCGGGGCACGGCCUGGCGGACAUCACGGACGUCCCCAAGGGCCGGCUGUCCCUGGUGGAGGCGCUGCGGGCGCUCAACAGCCACAAGACGCAGCCGGCCACGUGGACGGCGGAGCGGGUGGCCCUGGAGUACUGCCUGGCCCCGGCCGACACCGCGGCCCUGCUGCAGUUCUUCAUCCCCUUCAACGUCAAGAUCCUCCCGCCGCAGCGCGACGGCCAGAAGCAGAUCAAGGGCUCCUAGGGGCGCAGCGGGCGGAGUAGUUAUGGAUCCCAGUGAAGUUAUUAUUGAUCGCAGUGAAGCGUCUGUGAUGCUGCUUUAGGACAGGCCGACCCGAGCUACGAUCCAGUAGGUCCUGAUGUUGGAGCUCGAUCAUGAGUGGGUCCAGGCUUCGGUCAGGCAUGACUCUGUGUUUGUUUGGGAGAUUUCCAUUUUAUUUCAGUCAACCAUGAGGGUUAAAAUCCAUCUGAUGAGUGAAGGGCCUCCGUGGUGCAGCCUAACCCAGUCCACCAGAGCCAGGCCACGUGAGGCGGCUUCAGGCCCCAACCACAGCCUCCCUUUCUGGGGAGAAAUCUGUUUUUUCGUUCAAAUCUUUUCUCAAUAAUCCUGUGUCCAAAAAUGUUACCAUAAAACAAUGGUUGCAUCAUUAAUUUAUGUCAAAAGUAGCGAUAUGACGUCAUCACAGGGGGUUAAGGCUUCUACUAUAGAGCUGCUCUGUCAUCAUAGGGGCUAGAGCUUCUACUGUAGAUCUGCUCUCAGUCAGCUUCUACUGUAGAGCUGCUCUCAGGAUGAAGAUGGGCAGCGGGCUGUCUGAACUAGAACUUGGUUCUGGAGAACUUUGUUCUCUGAACUCAGAGGUGUAAAAGGUUUGUUUGUAUUCUUUGGUCGUCUGAAAGCCGCUGAUGCGCACAUGGUCUUUCUUAAUAAACUACUUUGUUAUA
This is a messenger RNA of Gadus macrocephalus (Pacific cod), 2197 nucleotides long. It is a transcript of the gene ndufaf4, whose product is annotated as NADH:ubiquinone oxidoreductase complex assembly factor 4. The transcript has 3 exons. The record is from RefSeq and is a predicted model, not a curated record. Lineage: Eukaryota; Metazoa; Chordata; Actinopteri; Gadiformes; Gadidae. Gene Ontology annotation, cellular component: mitochondrion. Gene Ontology annotation, biological process: mitochondrial respiratory chain complex I assembly. The coding region runs from base 954 to 1499 and encodes 181 amino acids.